Messenger RNA from Vitis vinifera (wine grape), 2657 nucleotides. RefSeq names its product phospholipase A1 PLIP2, chloroplastic. The transcript has 5 exons. Bases 254 to 2407 code for a protein of 717 amino acids. The record is from RefSeq and is a predicted model, not a curated record. Gene Ontology annotation, biological process: lipid metabolic process. Gene Ontology annotation, molecular function: glycerophospholipid phospholipase A1 activity. Lineage: Eukaryota; Viridiplantae; Streptophyta; Magnoliopsida; Vitales; Vitaceae.
CGGCAACACGGAACGGAUCUAAACUCCUUCUCCCUCGCAAACGCCUCUCUCUCUCUCUCUCUCUCUCUCUCUUUAUAUAUGAGAAAAAAUUGACAGAUCACGAAUCGGAAUUCAAAGAUUGUGAGUGCACGUUAUAAGCUAAAGGUUCUGGGUUGAAUGAUUGCAUCUUUCUCGAACUGAUUUUCCCGAGAAAAAUACUAAGACUAUAUAGGAGCCUGGAAGUUAUAUGCGAAUCUAAGAAGAAGAAUUAGGAAUGGAUAGUCUGUGUUUGCCUGGGAUUCAUGGGAUCUCACCUUCGAUCUCCGUCGACGUCAGAGCGAAUCCAACUCAGGUUAGCGCAGUGGGGAGGUCCACGGUGGCGCAGAAAACAACGUCGUCGGGGUUCUCUUUCAAGUACUCUUUGAAAUCUCUGUGGCCCGGCGGAAAAGGGUACUACGCCAUUGGCAUUGACGACGCCGUUUUGGUGGACAACGGGGAGAAGGGCGGUGAUGCGGUUGAGGAGGGGGUGAGUGGAUCAGCGGCGUCGGAGGGGCGGAGCGAGAGUUGGGUUAUGAAGAUUCUUCACGUGAGGUCUCGGUGGAGAGAGCAAGAGGCGAGUGUUGAGGUUGAUCAGAAAAGCGAAUGUGAUGAUGAUCAUGAAGAUGACGGUGAUGACGAGGAAGAGGAAGAGAAGUGUUGUGAUGGUUGCAGAGUCGAUGACGAAGAAGAAAAAAAGGAGGUUCAAUUCGAUAGAGACUCGUUUUCAAGGCUCCUACGGAGAGUGUCAUUGCCUGAAGCCAAACUGUAUGCGCAAAUGUCGUACCUUGGGAACUUGGCUUAUACCAUACCCAGAAUCAAGCCAGGAAUUCUCUUGAAGAAUCAUGGGCUGCGAUUUGUGACUUCAUCAGUGGAGAAGAGAGAAAUGACUACGAAAGCUGAGAAAGAGCAGGGGUCAGAUGAAGUUCAAGAAGCAGAAGCAGAUCCAAAGGAGGCAGAGGCAGAGGAGGAGAAGGGGGAGCAGAAGAAUGAUGGGCAUCAGCUAAGUGCAUCUGCUGCUUAUCAGAUUGCUGCCUCUGCUGCUUCCUAUUUGCAUUCUCGUACCAGGAGCAUACUUCCAUUCAAAUCCUCAAAAGCCGAGAUCGGUAAAGAUUCGGAUGAAGGAAGCAACAGAAGCAAUGACAGUGUUGGUAUAAUAAAUUCAGAGGUUGCUUCUUUCAUGGCAACCACCGAUUCUGUGACUGCUGUUGUUGCUGCAAAGGAGGAAGUGAAGCAGGCUGUUGCCGAUGAUUUGAACUCAGUGCUUACAACACCCUGUGAGUGGUUCAUAUGUGACGAUGACCGGACUGGAACAAGAUUCUUCGUCAUUCAGGGGUCUGAGUCACUAGCAUCAUGGCAAGCAAAUCUACUGUUUGAGCCGAUUAGUUUUGAGGGACUGGAUGUGCCUGUGCAUAGAGGUAUAUAUGAGGCAGCAAAAGGGAUCUAUGAGCAGAUGUUGCCAGAAGUCCUUUCCCACCUGCAAGCUCGAGGAGAACGUGCCACAUUCCGUUUUACAGGGCAUUCUCUAGGGGGAAGCUUGUCCCUGCUUGUAAAUCUCAUGUUGCUAAUAAGGGGUGUAGUGCCACCUUCUUCCUUGCUUCCAGUCAUUACGUUUGGGGCACCAUCUAUAAUGUGCGGAGGUGACCAUCUGCUUUAUGAGCUUGGACUGCCUAGGAGUCAUGUUCAGGCUGUCACAAUGCACCGAGACAUUGUGCCUCGGGCAUUCUCUUGCAAUUAUCCUAGGCAUGUAGCAGAGCUACUCAAGGCUGUUAAUGGGAAUUUUCGGAAUCAUCCUUGUCUGAAUAACCAGAAGGUUUUGUAUUCUCCCAUGGGUGAGUUUCUGAUCCUCCAGCCUGAAGAGAAGCACUCUCCGCAUCAUCAUCUCCUGCCUUCAGGCAGUGGUCUAUAUCUUCUCAGCCGUCCUGUCUCAGAUGCCAACGAUGCAGAGAGGCAGCUCUUGGCAGCAAAAUUGGUCUUCCUGAACUCACCCCACCCACUGGAGAUCCUAAGUGACAGCUCUGCAUAUGGUUCAGAUGGAACCAUUCAGAGAGAUCACGACAUGAAAUCCUACUUGAGAUCAGUCAGGAGUGUGAUCCGUCAGGAGCAGAACAGCAUUAGGAAAACCAAAAGAGAGCAACGCCGCAAGGUCUGGUGGCCCAUCGUAGCACCCGGUGGCAUUCAUGCUGGUGUGAUUGUGGGCAGCCCAAUGGUAUCUAACAACAUGGGACAGGACCAAUUCAAUUUCUCAGGCAUCCUUCAGACUGGGCGAGAGUCCUUGAAACGGUUCAGUAGGCUUGUUGCAUCUCAGCACAUGCAUUUGCUGGUGGUACUUUUAUUCCCUACCCGAUUGUUUCUCUUGACAGAUAGCAUGAUCAAUUCAUUGACUCGUUAAUGGGGUCGGCCAUAUGAUGUUUUCUUCCUGUCGUCGGGUCAUCGUACAGUUGGAGAGGCACAUGGCUGAUGGCUGGCAGGAUUGGUUAGAAGAUUCUUUAUUCAUUUGGGUUCAAAAGCAAAAAGGAAAAAAAAAUGAUUCAUGUUUGAUUUAUCUUCUGUGUUUUUUUUUUUAGAUGGAGAAUAUCAAAUUGAUAUGUAGAGAUCCCACAACAUUAGAUUAUCAACGAGAACAGAAACAAAUUCUUUUA